GACGAGCUAUCAAAAUUAGCCUCCUCGCAAGAUAUCAACCCUCAGAGGUCAAAAUCAUGGAGGUACUUGAUACCCCGAGCUACACCGAUUUCACAAUCGAGUCUCAACUGCUAAGCAUAGAUCCUUCUUCACUAAGCUGGACUACCCCACUUAUAGAGUAUUUGCGAAGUGGUGAGCUGCCUGGAGACCCAUCCACAGCAAAGUUGGUUAAACGCAAGGUGGCGCAUAAUCAACUCUACAAGCGAGCAGCCUCAAUGCCCCUACUACGCUGCUUUACUCCUUAUGAAGCUGAGUACGCUGUAAGAGAAGUUCAUGAAAGAAAUUAUGUCAAAAAAUGCUCGACCUGCCAGUUCAAUGUUGAGAACAUUCACAUGCUAGGAGAAAUGCUAUCAUCACUCUCAUCACCCUGGCCUUUUGCUCAAUGGGGAGUUGAUCUGCUCGGCCUUUUUGUCAAAGGCAAAGGAGGUUGCACCUACUUAGUUGUCGCGGUGGAUUACUUCACCAAAUGGAUAGAAGCCAAACCAUUAUCCAUGACAAUAGAGAAGAAAAUUGAGGAAUUCUUAUUCAAUUCGAUAUUAUGCAGGUUCGGCAUACCUAAACGGAUUAUCGUUGACAAUGGUCCACAGUUCCGAGCCACGACACUGAGGUCGUUUUGCAACGACUAUGGCAUUGAGCUCGCCUUGACAUCUGUGUAUACUCCACAAUCAAAUGGACAAGCCGAUUCCACAAAUAAAAUCGUCUUGCGAGGCCUCAAGAUGCGUGUUUUAGCCACACAUUCUAAUUGGGUUGACGAGCUGAAUAAAGUGCUCUGGUCGUGUCGCACUACACCCAGUUCGGUUACAGGCGAAACCCCAUUUAGCCUCACUUAUGGAGCUGAGGCCAUUAUCCCUAUAAAGGUGGGAUUGCCAUCUGACAGAUCAAAUCAGCACGAUGAUCUUAAUAAUGAGCAACUUUUAAGAGAGAACCUAGACCCUGUAAAAGAGGUUAGGGAGAUGUCUCGAAUAAAAAACAUGGCAUAUCAGGCUCGUGUUGCUAAAUUUUAUAAUAAGAGAUUGCAAGCUUGUCAGUUUCAGGUUGGCGAUCUGGUUUUACGCAAAGCUGGAUUAACCAAUGCUUAUUCACACAUGGGCAAGCUCGCUCCUAAUUGGGAAGGUCCGUAUCUGGUUGUUCAAGUUAACCGACUUAGAUCUUACAUAUUAGUAGACAUGAAAGGACGCUAGUUACCAUUUACAUGGAAUGUUCAGAAUCU
Rubroshorea leprosula is the source of this 1249-nucleotide messenger RNA. The record is from the annotation of a GenBank genome assembly. Lineage: Eukaryota; Viridiplantae; Streptophyta; Magnoliopsida; Malvales; Dipterocarpaceae.